Suricata suricatta (meerkat) is the source of this 2963-nucleotide messenger RNA. RefSeq names its product fascin actin-bundling protein 2, retinal (gene FSCN2). Gene Ontology annotation, molecular function: actin filament binding; protein-macromolecule adaptor activity. Bases 246 to 2081 code for a protein of 611 amino acids. Gene Ontology annotation, cellular component: cytoplasm; actin cytoskeleton. NCBI's taxonomy places the organism in Eukaryota, Metazoa, Chordata, Mammalia, Carnivora, Herpestidae. The record is from RefSeq and is a predicted model, not a curated record. Gene Ontology annotation, biological process: cell migration; establishment or maintenance of cell polarity; actin filament bundle assembly. The transcript is spliced from 7 exons.
UGAAAUCCAAGCUGGUGUAACAAAAGGCAGCCGCAGUCCCUAAGCCGGCACAGCUCUGAUCCGCCUCCCACCCGCCCUCCGCUGCCCGCGGGCCAUGUAAGAACUGCCCAGGGCCCCGCAGCCGCAGCCGCUGGUAGAGGGCGGCGGGUCCAUGACGCGGUCUGGCCUCUGGGGGACCUCGGGGGCUGUGAGCGCGCAGAGAGAGCCUCCAGGACCCCUUGCGGGGCUGCGGGCCGGCCCCGAAGAUGCCCACCAACGGCCUGCACCAGGUGCUGAAGAUCCAGUUUGGCCUCCUCAAUGACACCGACCGCUACCUGACAGCUGAGAGCUUCGGCUUCAAGGUCAAUGCCUCGGCCCCCAGCCUCAAGCGGAAGCAGAUGUGGGUGCUGGAGCCUGACCCGGGGCAGGGCGCCGCCGUGCUGUUCCGCAGCAGCCACCUGGGCCGCUACCUGUCCGCCCAGGAGGACGGGCGUGUGGCCUGCGAGGCCGAGCGGCCGGGUCGUGACUGCCGCUUCCUGGUCCUGCCGCAGCCCGACGGGCGCUGGGUGCUGCGCUCAGAGCCCCACGGCCGCUUCUUCGGCGGCACCGAGGACCAGCUGUCCUGCUUCGCCACGGCCAUCUCCCCCACUGAGCUGUGGACCGUGCACCUGGCCAUCCACCCGCAGGCGCACCUGCUGAGCGUGAGCCGGAGGCGCUACGUGCACCUGUGUCUGCGGGAGGACGAACUGGCGGCCGACAGCAACACGCCGUGGGGUGUGGACGCGCUCAUCACCCUCACCUUCCAGAACAGGCGGUACGGCCUCCGGGCCUGCGACGGCCGCUACCUGCGCAGCGACGGCCGCCUCGUCCGGGAGCCCGAGGCCCGAGCCCGCUACACGCUAGAGUUCAAGGCGGGCAAGCUGGCCUUCAAGGACUGCGACGGCCGCUACCUGGCGCCCGCGGGCCCCGCUGCCACGCUUCGGGCAGGCCGGAGCACUGGGCCCGGCAAGGACGAGCUCUUCGACCUGGAGGAGAGUCACCCGCAGGUGGUGCUGGUGGCCGCCAACCACCGCUACCUGUCCGUGCGGCAAGGGGUCAACGUCUCCGCCAGCCAAGACGAAGAACUGCAUCAUGAGACCUUCCUGAUGCAAGUUGACCAGGAGACAAAGAAGUGCACCUUCUAUUCCAGCACCGGGGGCUACUGGACCCUGGUCGCCCACGGGGGCAUCCAGGCCACCGCCGCACAAGUUUCUGCCAACACCAUGUUCGAGAUGGAGUGGCGUGGCCGGCGGGUGGCACUCAAGGCUAGUAAUGGGCGCUACGUGUGCAUGAAGAAGAACGGCCAGCUGGCGGCCACCAGCGACUCUGUGGGUGAGGACGAGGAGUUCAUUCUCAAACUCAUCAACCGCCCCAUCCUCGUGCUCCGGGGCCUGGACGGCUUCGUCCGCCACCGGCGUGGCUCCAACCAGCUGGACACCAACCGCUCGGUCUACGACGUCUUCCACCUGAGCUUCAGCGACGGCGCCUACCACAUCCGAGGUGCGGACCGGGGUGGGGGGGGGGUCCGCGGAAGGUCUGCACCCCAGCCCCGGCGGCCGCUGCGCCUCUCCAUCCUCAGCGCUGGGAGCUGGGCCGGGACGCCGCCCCGCCCAACCCAGGGCAGGCACAGCCCGGACCUCCUCUGGCUCCGCCUUGGCACCCCCACCCCCAGCUGCUGUCACGUGCUGGCCAUGCAGCCGCUCCCCAACACCAGGGGGAAGAGACCCCCUUCCACCCAGCGGGACGGUCCCAGGCCCCUCGUGUUGAAGCUUAAAGGGGCUUUAGGGCUGGCCUCCCCGUGGCCGUGGCCGGCUGGAUACCAGGACAGGGUCUGUGGUUCACCAGCCGGCACCCAGCACUCCCCAGCCCUCCAGGACCCCCACUCAGGCCAAUUCCCCUUGGAUGGGCUGGGUGACCUAAGCCGUCAGAGACUGCCCUUUGCUGGCCUUUGUCAGACGGUACACCUGGUUGGCCUCAGACACUCGCUGAAUGGAGCCCACACAGCCCGGGGCAGCGCUGGAGAGUGCCUCGGUCCCCGGAGGGGCCAGCUGGGGUCGCACUAAGCGGCUCAGCACCCCGGGGACGAGAAGCAGAGUGAGUGGAGGACGUUCUCUAGUGGAUCAGAGCCACGUGCAGGAGACAGAACCACAAGCCGCGGGACACCUGGUGCUCAGCGUGGCAUUCCCUCCCUGGCGGGGCACCGACGGCACCCCGACGGCACCCCAGCACACGAGGCUCCCCAGGCAUCCAGCUGGGCCGAGGUCUGUCCCGUGGCCCGCGUCCCAUUGGCUGUCAUCCUCCUGAAGACCUCAGCUGACCCCCAAGCGUUCUACAUGGUCCCACUGUCUCUGCUCUUGACUUGCUGGCUGUAUGUGUAGCUUUUCUCCAUUUCUGGAGACUACGUGGUCGACCUGUCCCUGCACCCACCCCGCCCAACCAGGGGCCUCCCGCCACCUGCCGCCACUGCUUCUCCAUCCCCAGAAGGCCCAGUGCUCAGGCCUCAUGAGGGGAGCCUCAUGAAGGGCCCAGCAGAGGCGGCGCGCUGGGGACCAGGGACAGCCGAACGGCGCCUGGCGGCGGUCCCGGCACUGCUCCUUCCACACACGGCGAGCCCACUGCCUCUGUCCCUCCUCCUCCACCCUGGGAGCAGCCUCCAGGGUGCGGUCCGUGGGGCGACCACCCACUCUCAGGAGCACCCCACCAGCCCCUCUCCCUCCUCGGAGAUGUCCUUGGUCCUCCCUGGGAGGGACUCAUGUGCCCUGGAGGUGGGGUGGGCACUCCCCCCCAGUGCUGGGGGCUUCACUGGCCCCUAGGACCACAGAGAGGCCACUGCGGGGUUCACGCAAGCAUACCCGGGGGGAGGCCCAGAAGUCCCGGUCAAAGCUGCCACCCCACUGAGGAAGAGGGGAAGCAGAAAUAAAACACCGCUGACGCCAAGGCAGCUA